Messenger RNA from Salarias fasciatus (jewelled blenny), 1635 nucleotides. Its product is annotated as probable polypeptide N-acetylgalactosaminyltransferase 8. Gene Ontology annotation, biological process: protein O-linked glycosylation. Bases 1 to 1635 code for a protein of 544 amino acids. Gene Ontology annotation, cellular component: Golgi apparatus. The transcript has 10 exons. The record is from RefSeq and is a predicted model, not a curated record. Lineage: Eukaryota; Metazoa; Chordata; Actinopteri; Blenniiformes; Blenniidae. Gene Ontology annotation, molecular function: polypeptide N-acetylgalactosaminyltransferase activity.
AUGAAGGACGAAGAGAAACAGAAGAUUGUGAAGCCGAAGCUUUUCCCCGACUCGCCCCUGUUCGCCCAGUGGGGCGACGAACUCACAGAAGAGGAGCAGAAGGAGGCCGAGGGCCUUUUCAAGAUUUAUGGAUACAACGUGUUCCUGAGUAACCGGCUACCUCUCGACCGAGAGCUGCAGGAUACGAGAGACAAGAGAUGUCUGGUGAGGAUGAGGAGAUAUCCCAAACAGCUGCCGAGCAUCAGCGUGGUGCUGAUCUACAUAAACGAGGCUCUUUCUGUCAUCAAGAGGGCGAUCCGGAGUAUCAUGCGGCACACGCCGGGGCACCUGCUGAAGGAGAUCGUUCUGGUGGACGACUGCAGCACCUACAACGACCUGAAUACCCCGUUAGACGACUACAUAGACCUAAUAAACGAAGAGAGGCCCGGACUCAUAAAGAAAGUUCGCCACGAGAGACAAAUGGGCUUGUCCCAGUCGCGGAUCUCCGGCUGGAAGGCGGCCACGGCUGACGUCGUGGCCAUUCUGGACGCCCAUGUUGAAGCCACCGUGGGAUGGGCGGAACCCUUGCUGGCCAGAAUCAAAGCGGACAGGACCGUGGUGGUCUCCCCCGUGUUCGACAAGGUCCAUUUCGACGACCUCCACGUGGAGAGAUACGGCCCGUCCGCUCACGCCUUCGACUGGGCAUUGUGGUGCAUGUACGAGUCCUUUAGCCCUGCCUGGAGAAAGCUGAACGACGAAUCGAGACCUGGGAAGAGUCCCUCUGUGAUGGGAAUCUUUGCGGCAGACCGACUGUUUCUCGAGGAGAUCGGUGGCCUGGACGGUGGAAUGACGGUUUACGGGGGAGAAAAUGUGGAGCUGGGCAUUCGUGUUUCUCACGUUCCUUUCGUGACAGUGGCGGUCUCCAUCUUUCAGGUGUGGCUGUGCGGAGGGAGGGUGGAGAUCGUGACCUGUUCUAAGAUCGCCCACAUCGAGAGGGCGCACAAGCCGUAUGCGCCGGACCUCAGCAUCGCCAUGAGGAGAAACGCCCUGCGGGUGGCGGAAACAUGGCUGGAUGACUACAAUAAAAAUGUUUACAUUGCCUGGAACCUUCCUUUGAAGAACCACGGAAUCGAUAUAGGUGACAUUUCUGAGAGGAAGAAGCUCAGAGAAAGCCUGAAAUGUAAACCUUUCCAGUGGUACUUGGACCAUGUCUAUCCCGCUCUGGAAAAGUGGGAUAAUAUCUUGGGCUACGGUGUGCUGAGUAACAGCCUACUGAAGGACGUCUGCGUGGACCAGGGGCCCAUUCCAGGAAACAUCCCCGUCCUGUACGGGUGCCACCGCAUGCAGCCGCAGCUGUGCUACUACAACACGGACGGUGAGAUUUAUGUGGGGGGGAUUAAAUCUCACAAGUACAACACGAACCGCUGCCUGGUAGAUCCCGGGUCGGGAAGCAACCCCACCCUGCAGGACUGUCAGGUGGCGAAGGAGAACAAGCUCAGCAUGCACUGGGACUUCAAACAAGGCCAAGCCAUCAGAAACAGGGAGACAGACCGGUGCCUUGAGCUGGCUCAGGGAGAGGACUCGUACUACCACCUCAUCAUUCAGCAGUGCUCCGGACAGAGCUGGACGAUAGAGCACCUCUUAACAAGCUCUUAG